Molecule: messenger RNA, 284 nt
Organism: Staurois parvus
Lineage: Eukaryota; Metazoa; Chordata; Amphibia; Anura; Ranidae
Source: the annotation of a GenBank genome assembly
UUGUCCUCUGAAACCAGCAUCCUAGUGCUACAGGAGACUUGUUACCAGGGGCGGACUGACCAUUUAGAAACUCGGGCACUGCCCGAGGGCCCGGGGUCAGUAGGGGGCCCCAUGAGAUGCCCCUGGUACCUUUUUCAUAGGCUUUUUUGAGUUUGGGUAAGGACACAGGGGACCCAUGAUCCCCUAUUGCCCGGGGGCCCCAUGAGUUGUCAGUCCACCUCUGCUUGCAGCAGUGCAAAAACAUAUUUGUGUGGUAGUGCAUUGCAACAAAGAUGCAAACUAUC